This is a messenger RNA of Cloeon dipterum, 1670 nucleotides long. RefSeq names its product triadin-like. Gene Ontology annotation, cellular component: nucleus; 90S preribosome. Lineage: Eukaryota; Metazoa; Arthropoda; Insecta; Ephemeroptera; Baetidae. The record is from RefSeq and is a predicted model, not a curated record. The transcript is spliced from 6 exons. Gene Ontology annotation, biological process: maturation of SSU-rRNA. Bases 122 to 1543 code for a protein of 473 amino acids.
ACAACAAACCCAUGUGGAUGUGAAGAAGCAGUAGACAGCACAUCAUACUGUAUCCAUUUGCACUCUUUUGUGGAUUUAAAACAAUACAUUUUGCUAUUGUCAUCAAUUAAAUCCGCGGGAAAUGGCCAAAAACGAAGAAUGUGGUGAUUCAAGUGAUGGGGAGGAGGUACCAUCCAGCAGCAGAGAGUCGAAAAACGAUUCGAAGGCUAAUGGCAGUGCGAAAUUGUCCAUCCAUAAAUCUGCUCCCAAGGAGCAGAAAAAGAAGUCUUCUAAAAACACUGGCAGCUCAAUUCUGACCAACGAGCAGCUCAAUAUUGAAGUUGUGAAAUUACGGAAGACUUUGAAGAGAAUUAAGAUGCAAACUAUUCAAUCAAUUAUUCGCCGAAUCCAAAAAUUGAAAAGUGCUAAGGAAGCCACUAGACCUAAAAGCAAGGAGAAGGCUGACAACCAGCUUGCACUCCUUGAAGCUGUGAAGAGACUCUGCUUGGACGAGACAGUCAAGUUUGCCAUCAUUACUGAUGAGAAAGAGUGCAUGAGCAUCAUCAGCACAGAGACUGCUGCGAAGAAAUACGUUGCCAUGGCGAGAGUAGCCAAUACAAACUCAGUCCGUGAAUGUAUCGCAGCCUUGGCUAAGAAGUACCAAAACUGGGAUGAGAUGAUCACAAAGUUUUACCCAGGAGCCAAGAGUGCCAAGAGGAAGGCCAAAAGGAUGAAAUUCAGGGAGGCUCUGCAAAAUAAGGAGAAAUCCAACAGCAUCAAAACCUCAAAAGCAGAGAAGAAGAAGAAGAAGCCUGAGGAAACUGAAAAGGUCGAGGAUAGCGAGGAGAAAGUGGAGACCAAAUCUGCUCCAGCACCAAAAGAGAAGAAAGCUGAGGAAUCUAAACCAAUCAAGAAACCCAAAGCAGAAAAAAUUCCAAAGCAGAUCGAGGAAGAGGCUGAGAUUCCGGUCGUCAAAGCGCAGCAGAAGGAAAAGCCCAAAUCAGACAACCUUUCCAAAACGCCAAAGCUCCAGAUUGCCACGGCAGUCAAAACAACCAUCCAAACGGCUGUUGUGAAAAAGCUGGCAAGCCUUAACGACCUGGUUGAGUUGGAAAAGCCCACCAAUUUGGUUCCUGACAAAGAGCCUGCUCAGACCAACAAGAAAGACUCAUUUUUCCUGUCAUCCGACGGCCUAGAAAUGUCCAGCGAGGAUGAGGCUGAAGAGGGGGCGUCUGAAAGUGAAGAAGAGUUCCAGGACAAAUCUUACGUGAGCAGAAAGUACCACAUGAGGAGCAGAGAAGAGACAGUUAGUGGAUUCAAUGGAAAGUCAGCUGAAAAAAGCCGUAAAGCCAAAUUCCAGGAAAGAGAAACUCCGCAGAGGAAAAUGGGAAAGAAAAGCUUUGGAGACGAAAGACCAAAAUCGGGCAAGAAGGAAUUUUCAAAGCCAGAGAGGUCAUUUGAUCCAGAACCAGAGAAGCUGCAUCCAUCGUGGGAGGCAAAACGCAAGCAGAGUGCCAUUAAAAUCGACUCUGCUCCAACCAACAAGAAAAUCAAGUUUGACUAAUAUUAAUGUUAAUUAAAAAACGUCGAUUCUCUUUAAGCAUGUUAUUUUAAUUGAGUAACAUUGAACCAAAAAAUCCAGUAGUUAUAAAAAAACAGUCGAUUCGAGUUGCCUGGUGCAUAACAGUUUC